GCUUUCUGCUUUCCUGAGUCCAGCAGUGGACCAGAGGCAGCAAGAAGAGAGGGGGUGGAAGAAAGCACUUGAAGAGGACUGAACGUUUGCACCGGUUCUGUGAGCUGCUUUGGUGGUGAAAGGAACUUGCUGAGCCAGAAAGAUGCGUGAGUAUACGGAGAAGAAGGAGACCUGUGGGACCAUCUGUCUCAAGUACCUGCUCUUCAUCUUCAACUUCUUUUUCUGGCUGGCUGGUGGGGCCGUGAUGGCAGUGGGCACCUGGACCCUAGCUGAGAAGAGUGACUACAUCAGCCUGCUCUCCUCCAGCACCUAUUCAGCCACUGCUUAUAUUCUGGUGGUGGCUGGGGUGGUUGUCAUGGUUACCGGCAUCCUUGGUUGCUGUGCCACCUUCAAAGAACGUCGGAAUUUGCUAAGAGUGUACUUCAUAUUGUUGCUGUGCAUCUUUCUCCUGGAAAUUAUUGCUGGAAUCCUGGCCUAUAUCUACUACCAACAGCUGAGCAUGGAGCUGAAGCAAAAUUUGAAGAACACCAUGACCCAGAAGUACCGGAAGGAGGGAGAAGAGAGUGUUACCAGUGCGGUAGACAAACUGCAGCAGGAGUUCAAGUGCUGUGGGAGCAACAACUACACCGACUGGGCUGACAGCCUGUGGAUCAGAUCCCCAGAGGCCAGUGGACGGAAAGUCCCAGACAGCUGCUGUAAGACGAUAACCGACCUGUGUGGCCGAAGAGACCAUCCUUCCAACAUCUACAAGGAGAGCGGUUGCAUUACCAAGCUGGAAAACUUCAUUCAAGAGCAUCUAAAAAUUAUCGGGGCAGUGGGGAUCAGCAUUGCUUGCGUGCAGAUCUUUGGGAUGAUUUUCACCUGCUGCUUGUACAAGAGUUUAAAGCCAGAACCAUAUUAAUAGCUGCAGGAACGCUGUUGCUCCCCCUCUGCCACUUCCCUUAGCGCCUGCCAGCCCGACCGCUCUCCACCACCGCCACAGAAGUGUCUGUAACCCGAGGACUUGGCUCUGCAAUUAAAUACCUCUCAAACCAUGCACCGCCUUACCUGCCCCCACAGGGGAAAGUCACCCUCCUUGUGCACGAGCCAGCCAUCGUUGUCAAGAAACAAAAGAGCUGUGGAUCUUCCGCUAGAAGCUUUAGCGAAACAGUAAUCCUUGAUGUAACUACGGAGCAAGGUUCAUCCAGGGCCAUUUCUCUUGAGGCUUUUCCUGAGCCAACGUGAAGGUAUCGGGAUGCU
Molecule: messenger RNA, 1239 nt
Organism: Eurypyga helias (sunbittern)
Lineage: Eukaryota; Metazoa; Chordata; Aves; Eurypygiformes; Eurypygidae
Gene: CD151
Product: CD151 molecule (Raph blood group)
Exons: 8
Coding region: 143-901 (252 amino acids)
Cellular component (GO): membrane
Source: RefSeq, a predicted model, not a curated record